AUGCCGGUACGCCGUUACUUGCCCGCCAUUGCAUGUACUUGUAGAGCCUCCAGGCCCCAUCCGUUACAUCCUGGGCGCGGUGCUGAUGCUGGUGGGGGUCGUGCUGCCGCUCACUUACUUCAUGUUCCGAUCCAAGCGAACCCCGCCUCCCUCGUUCAAGCAGACGUUCUAGCCACCCAAUUCUCUUCCCGCCGAAGCUACCCUAGAAAUCAGCGACCACUCGGGCUAUACGAGGACCAGGUGGGGACGUACGACUGGGUGCAGCCGCGCAUAGGUGGGGUUCGCUUCGCCGCGUUCCUCACGUCCUCGCAGCGCAAGCGCGUGCUCGUGGGCACUGACAGGAACGUCGUCGCGGCCCUGAACCUCCGCACGGGGGAUAUCGCGUGGCGCCGUGUGCUAGGCGACAAGGACACCCUCCGUGCGCUGGAUAUGGGCGGCAGAUACCUAGUCACCCUGUCUGGCACCAAGGCAGCAGCAGUGAGGGCGUGGGCUGUGCCUGAUGGGACUCUCGCGUGGGAGACUGUGCUGCCACUGCCUGCAGCUGCUGCAGCUGGAGUUGCCAAAUUCAUCACAAUCCCAGCCACUGAUGGGUCCUCACCAGACCAAGUGGUGGUCCUCCUUGGCUCAAAUGAAUCAGCAGAAGAAGCAGCUGAACCAGCAGCAGCUGAACCAGCAGGAGCAGCAUCGGAGGUGCAUUGCCUGUCAGCUGCUACGGGCGAGGUGCUGUGGUCCGCUACCCUGCCCACGCACGCCCACUCCAUCUCCCUGCUCCCACACGGCUCCAUCCUCCUCACUGCCCUCUCCCCCUCCCUCUCCUUCUCCCUCACCACUCUCGAUGGCGCCUCUGGGAAAAUCAUCGCUUCUGCUGCCUCUCCUCCUUCCUCAUCCUCCGUUUCCUCCUCAUUGCCUCGUUCUGCUGCGUAUGUCACGGCGACUGGCACUGCGGUGGCUGUGGAUUCGGCUUCUUGUAACAUCCUCACUGCUGCGCUGGUUACCUCUGCUACAGCAGAUGGUACAACCGCAACAGUGCAAGUGCACGGCACACCCCUCGCCUCUCUCUUACCCAGGGAGCAUUACCAGGCAGGGGUCUCUGCUGCCGUGGUGCCAGAGAAAGCUCCAGGAAGCUUCUUCUGGCUGUCUGUGCCUGGAGCUGUGUUUCUUUUGUCGGCAGGGGGGGCAGACGGGCAGGAUGGGUCGGCAGGACAGGUGUCGCUCGUUGAUUCGUUCCCUGGAUUGAGCGCUGUUAGUGCGAGCGUCGUGGGGGGAGCAGCAGGGGCAGCAGGAGCUGGAGGAGGAGGGGAGGGAGGGGAAGGAGGGAGUUUCUAUUCAGUGAACCAGCUGCUUCCCUCCUCCUCCUCCUCCUCCUCCUCCCCUGUCCUCCUCUCGGACUCUGUGCACCAGCUGCUUCCCCCCUCCUCCUCCCCACCUGCCCUCCUCUCGGACUCUGUCUCUGUGCCACCCCACCGUGCCCCUCCUGCUCGCGUUUUCCUCAAUGCCUACGCGAGGGCAGCAGGAGCAGGGGGCGGGGGGCGGGGCAAGGGAGAGAAAGCGGCGGGAGGGGCGGGAGAGGGGAAGGCGGGUGCGUUUGGGUUCAGGCUGCUGGUGGUGGGAGAGGAUGACUCGCUGUCUUUGCUGCAGCAGGGCGAGGUGGUGUGGGAGAGAGAAGAGGCUCUUGCUUCGGUAGUAGCAGUGGGAGUGGCAGAGCUACCAGAGGAGGAGGAGGAGCUGUCAGUGGCAGCAGUGGAGCAUGACAUCUACGAGUGGGCUCGCACGCACCUGCUCAGAGCCAAGGCCUCUCUCAAUCUCGGCUCAGCUGAGGAACAGGCUUUGGUGCAUCGCCUGCGCACCGCUUCCCCUGAAAAAAUCAAGCCUUUUCGGGAUAGGAAUGGGUUUCGGCGCAUUUUUCUGCUGCUGACCGCGCCAGGUGGGGACAACAGAGGGGCAGGUGGGGGCAGUGGAGCGUCAGGUGGAAACAGCGGGAAGGGGAUGGGGAAGCUGUUUGCGCUGCAUUCAGGGGAUGGCCGGGUGCUGUGGGCUGCUGCGCUGCCGCCAGGUGGUACCUCAGGUGGAAAGGGCGCAUCUGUGUUUUCACCUGAAGCGCUGGUGUUGUGGAGGGACCCCCAUCGCACGUCACCUGACCAAACACCUGAAGCUUUGGUGCUGCAGGUCAGGCAGCAGAAGCAUGAGAAGGAGCAGCAGGGGGGGAAUAGGGAGAUUGCACACGCGGCUUUAGUGACUGUAGUGAAUGGGCACACGGGGGAUGUGCUUGAAUCGAAGGGCCUGCCCUUUGUCCCUCGUCUCAUUGCCCCGUUGCCCCUGGUGGGGAAGGACGAGCGGCGGCUGGUGAUGCUGGUAGAAAAGGUGCCGAUGAACGAAGAGGAAGAGCAGAAAGCGGGGGGAGUUGGGAAGGAGGGGAAGGAGGAGACAGAUGGGAAAGAGAAGGGAGGUGCAGCAGCAGGGGGAGGGGGGAAGGCGCGGCGGUAUGAGCCUGUGCGUGUGCAUGUGUUCCCAGGGACGGAGGAGGCGAGGGGGCUGUUUGAGGGGCACAAGAAGGAGGUGUUCUUUUACCUGGUGGAUGCUGUAACGGGGGCUGUGGAAGGGUAUAGCAUUGGAGAGGAGGUGAAGGAUGAGGCUGGGAGUGGUGGGAGUGGUGGGAGUGGUGGGAGGGGCGAUGGUGGGAGGUUGGGAGGGGGUGUGGUGUAUGGAGCAGUGUUGGUGUGGCGGGUGGUUCUUCCAGCUGAUUCGGAGAUCAUUUCAGCCAUUGCUGCUCCCAAGAGAGAGGAGUCCCAGCAUACGCAAGUGCGAGCCCUGGGCGAUCGCAGCGUGCAGUUCAAGCUGCUUUCCAAGAACCUUCUUUUUCUCGCCACCACCACACCUCCUGCGGCUACUCCUGCCUCUGCUUCUGCUUCUUCUCGUGUGGGGGCAGGAGGGGAGGAGGGGGGAGCGGUGGUGGUGUAUCUGAUUGACACGGUGGGAGGGCAGGUGGUGGAGAGGGUGGUGCAUGCAGGCAUGCAGGGACCUGUGCACGCGGUCAUGGCAGAAAACUGGGUGGUAUACCACUACUUCAAUCUCGCAGCCUCUCGCCACGAAGUCUCCACUAUAGAGCUCCUCGAUACCUCACUUAAGGACGUCCCCGUUAUAGACUACCUCAAAUACGGACUCAGCAUCCCAGGAUCGUCCAACCUCACAGCACCGCUUUCUGCUGCGGAAAUUCCCUGGGAAAGGGUGAAGCGGCUGAGGCAGAGUUACUACUUCCCCUAUGCGUUGAGGUGUAUUUCGGUGACUUCCACCCUUGCGGGGAUCACGAACAAGCAUGUGCUGUUUGGCACAGCGCUUGAUCAGGUCCUUGCUCUCGACCGUCGAUUCCUGGAUCCCCGCAGGGUGCCUGAGCCGUCACAGCAGGACAAGGAGGCGGGCAUCAUGCCUUACAGUGACUCGCUGCCUGCUCCUGGGCAGGCCUACCUGACCCACCGUUACCGCAUCGAAGGCCUGAAGAACAUCCUGUCCUUCCCCACGCGCCUGGAGUCCACCACCCUCGUGCUCGCCCACGGGCUGGACCUCUUCUUUGUGCGCACCGCCCCCUCUCGCGUCUUUGACUCUCUGGGAGAGGACUUCAGCUUUGCUCUGCUGCUGGGAACCAUUGCUGUGCUGUCCAUUGCAAUUCUGGUUACGUGGGGGCUGUCCCGCAAACAGGAGCUGAAGCAGCGGUGGAAGUGA
Molecule: messenger RNA, 3717 nt
Organism: Closterium sp. Naga37s-1
Lineage: Eukaryota; Viridiplantae; Streptophyta; Zygnematophyceae; Desmidiales; Closteriaceae
Source: the annotation of a GenBank genome assembly